Messenger RNA from Penicillium olsonii, 966 nucleotides. NCBI's taxonomy places the organism in Eukaryota, Fungi, Ascomycota, Eurotiomycetes, Eurotiales, Aspergillaceae. The record is from the annotation of a GenBank genome assembly.
AUGGCUGCAUUCCUGACGGCCUUCGUGAACCCGUUCAAUUAUGUUGGCGGCGUGAGCUUUUCUCCCGAAACUGAUAUCCCAGACUUGGCCGAGAAGGUUAUACUGGUCACGGGAGGAAAUGCCGGCCUGGGCAAAGAGUCCAUUCUCCAACUAGCCAAACACAACCCGAAGAAAAUUUUCCUCGGAGCGCGCUCUGAGUCAAAAGCACAGGAAGCUAUCAAGUCUGUGAAAUCAUCGGUUCCAAACGAUGUCGAAAUUACAUGGGUUCCAUUGGACCUCAUGUCGGGUGAAUCUGUCAAGAAAGCCGCCGAACAGGUCAACGCCCAGACCGAUCGACUCGAUAUCUUAAUCCUCAAUGCAGGCGUGAUGGCUCUGCCUCCCGGAGAGACGGAACUCGGCCAUGAGAUUCAGCUAGGAACAAACCAUACCGGCCAUUUCCAUCUCACCAAGCUUCUUCUGCCGACAUUGCUCAAGACGGCUGAGCAGCCUGACUCGGAUGUUCGAGUUGUUUCGCUUUCGUCGAUUGGACAUAACUUCGCUCCAGCAUUUGAAACAUUCUUGGACCAAGAUAAGCUGAAGAGCGUUAAUACCAAUGCUCGGUAUGGUGCGUCAAAGGCCGCCAAUAUCCUCUUCGCCGCGGAGCUCGGCAGGCGCUAUCCGUCGAUCACGUCCGUUUCGGUUCACCCGGGCGUUAUCAUGACGGAUCUGUACGGAGCUAUGAAUGAGCGCUCUUCUAUUGCUUCUAUGGGACACAAGGUCAUGGGCUGUAUUGGGACAUCGGUGUCUCAGGGUGCGUACAAUCAGCUGUGGGCUGCUGCUGGUGCGAAGAAGGAGGAGCUUACGAAUGGCGCGUACUACGUCCCUGUUGGUAAUUUGAAGCCCCAUAACAGAUUCUCGAGUAGUGAGGAUAUGGGGAAGCGCUUGUGGGAGUGGACUGAGGCUGAGUUGCACAAAGCCAAUUUGUGA